AUGGACUCCCAGGAAACUCUCGUCGACAGCAAUUACGAUCCCGAAGAUCUUGAGCUCGCCACUCCAGAUCCAGCAUUCGGUGCAACAACAAUACUAGACUUCGACCGCGAUGACAUGAUAUCGACGAAUGCCACAGUGCGUGGACAGAGUCAAAUACGAUACUCUGUCAGGACUGUCAAGGCUGGUCUGGCAGGAAUGAACCUCAAGACCAUUUUUAGCCAGGGGGAGGGGAUACUGGCAACGGUGCAACGCAGGGAUAUGAUCCCAGAUUUGCUCACGCUAGGGGGUGAAACUAUAAGCCUUCGCAGCUGGCUCAAGACACCUAUGUUCUCAUCGUUUCCUGCGUUGUUUAGCGAGGGGAGAGAGACGUACCUCUGGAAGGAAGGCCGGGACGGUGGAAUUAAAUUGUACAAAGGAAGCGGCUCUAGUACCAGUACAAUCGCUCGCUUCUACCCUUCCGAUUUCGUUGUGACGCACGAUCGGGGAAGGAUAACAUAUCGUGCUCAUCUGGAUUUACGAGCUGAAGCUGAUCUCAUACGCGAAGAGGUGUUCAUAUCAUGUGUGCUAAUUAUGCAGAAGACAAGGAAAAAGGCGAUGGCGAAGGAGCGGAACUUGGUGUCUAGUCAAGGACUCUUGUUCGCUUCCAUGACGGCUACAGGCGGUGGGUUCCCUAUGUGCUAA
This is a messenger RNA of Suillus subalutaceus, 681 nucleotides long. RefSeq lists its product as uncharacterized. Bases 1 to 681 code for a protein of 226 amino acids. The record is from RefSeq and is a predicted model, not a curated record. The transcript is spliced from 3 exons. Lineage: Eukaryota; Fungi; Basidiomycota; Agaricomycetes; Boletales; Suillaceae.